UUUUUGCAAUAGAUUUUCCAAAAUAUUUACUUUUUAGCGAUUUUUUUCCCAAAAUCUAUCGGUAGAACUAAAAUUCAUAUCCAAUUAUUACCCACCCCUACUGUCCAAAUGUAUAUAAAUUAAUAAAAAAAUCAAAUAAUAGAUCAUUGAACUCUCGCCUGAUUGGGCGGGGUGGGGAUGAAAAGAAAAUUUUAGUAAAAUGGCCGCCGUGUCCUGCGAAAGUGUUUUGUAGUCUUCAGUGAUGAAAUUUCCGUAAUUUAGUGCUUAAAAAUGGAAGAAACUAAAGUAAUUUAUCAUAUUGACGACGAAGAAACCCCUUACUUAGUGAAGAUACCGAUUUCGCCUGAUAAAGUGACUCUGGCGGACUUUAAAAAUGUUCUCAAUAGGCCCAAUUACAAGUUUUUCUUCAAGUCCAUGGAUGAUGAUUUUGGGGUUGUCAAGGAGGAAAUAAUAGAAGAUUCUGCCCAUCUACCAUGUUUUAAUGGCAGAGUUGUGAGCUGGUUGGUAUCUGCUGAUGGUUCAAACCAAUCAGAUGGUGGUUCUCAAUGCACUGAUAGUGUGUCACACCAAGCAGAGCCAAGGUUACCUCCACAGGCUCCAGAAUCUGUCUGCACUGACACCGAAUCUAUUAUAAGCUCAAGACAGGGUAGAAGACAUCACAAAUAUUCAUCAAGAAUCAAUGGGCAUCUUCCAAGAGUUUAUGAGACAGCUUCCAUUGUAAGUUCUGACAUUGAAACUACAAGUUUUCAAUCUGAGACUACUGGCAGACAUACUGCGCUUUCAGAAUGUUCAAGUGUAAGCCGGCUGCAUGUAGCCGGCAGGAAAAGGCCGCAGAGGCGGAGAAAACAGAGACUUCAAGCAAUAUCCCGCACAAGUUCUUAUUCCAGCAUAACAGAUUCCACAAUGUCUUUAAACAUAAUAACUGUUACCUUAAAUAUGGACACUGUUAAUUUUCUUGGCAUAUCAAUAGUUGGGCAAAGUAACAAGGGUGGGGAUGGUGGGAUCUAUGUUGGUUCUAUAAUGAAAGGGGGCGCAGUGGCUCUAGAUGGGAGAAUAGAGCCAGGCGACAUGAUCUUGCAGGUUAAUGAUGUCAAUUUCGAAAAUAUGUCAAAUGAUGAGGCUGUUAAAGUUUUAAGGGAAGUGGUUCAAAAGCCGGGACCAAUAAAAUUGGUUGUUGCCAAAUGCUGGGAUCCUAAUCCAAAAGGUUACUUUACCAUUCCCAGAACAGAACCUGUAAGACCCAUAGAUCCUGGUGCAUGGGUAGCUCAUACAGCGGCUGUACGAGGGGAUCCAGUAGCCAGACCUCCCAGUAGUUCAACUGUCUCAAGUACUUCCAUCACUAGUACUAUACCAGCCAAUGAACGUGAGUGUCUUCUAGGUUCGGACCUGGUAGAACCCCUUACAGUCAACUCACCAAUGUCUGAAAUAGUACAAGCGAUGCAGAGGCCGGACAGCGGGCUCGAGAUUCGCGAUCGAAUGUGGCUGAAAAUCACUAUACCGAACGCUUUUAUUGGUACAGACCUCAUUGAUUGGCUGUUGACGCAUGUAGAAGGAUUUCAGGAGAGAAGAGAUGCGAAAAAAUACGCUUCAAAUCUCCUUAAAGCUGGAUUUAUUCGACAUACAGUGAAUAAGAUUACUUUUUCCGAACAGUGCUACUACAUUUUCGGCGAUCUAUGCUCUGCGAUGAGUAACUUAAAGCUUCAAGGAGACACGGAUAGUGUUGGUCCACUUCCGAACGUUCCCAACUAUAUGCCAUACAGUGGAACUUACAAUCCCUUGGAAUAUAUGCCAAUGCCCUUCUACAGCGAAAACACCGUUUACGGAUACAAUAAAGAAGAAAGCGUGCUUAGCGGAAGCGGGGGAAGCUCAAACGGUUCGGAUCCUUUAAAAGACAACGUGGUGGGACACAGCAGCGCGAGCGACUCUGAUCUGACGUCGCUGGGUCCGAGGUCCGCCAUGCCCCACGCAGGCGCAAGUGGUAACGGCAACGGCAGCAGCAAUGGGUCGGAGCGCAGCAGUGGUACGCAGGUGGCAGCUAGCGGCAAAGACAUAGCCGUUUUAAGUUACCUCUAAGCGCAAUUUUCACCAUUCACUAUAUUUUGCAAUGAACUUGCAAAACUUGUUUUUAGUGAAGUAUUUUUUAGAUCAGAUGGGAGUCGUGAGCUACCAGUUUACUCAAACAUAAGGAAGAACUGAUCAUAAAGACGUACGAACAAAUCAACUGAAGUAUACCAAAAAAAAAACACAAUUUUUUAACAAAUAUUUUAUAAUGGCUUAAAUGUACUAUAUUUUAAUGUUAAAUGUACAGGUAUUUCUCGGUAGUAGAAAGUAGACACCUUAUUUAGAUUCGUAUUCCAUGGAAGAAGGUUAAUUUAGGUUAGGUGUAUUGGUUAUUAGUUUGAUAUACGUACGUAACCAUUUUGUUUUGUUGUACAGCAGAUUCUUAAAUCAAACUGCUACAGAUAAUGUUCUACUUCAUAAGAUUCUUCUACUUUACUAACGAAAGUUAUUCUGAAACCGGACCCUGCAACCCAAUUUAAAGAUAAUUAAUUCUUCUCUUAUUUAAGCCGUAUUUUAGCGAUCUAUCGUCUCGCCUGCUUAAGCAUCACGCGAUCAUUUCUUUAAACGAAUUACAUCAUGUCGUUUGUCAGUUUGUUUUGAUUUGUGCUUAUGUUGUUAUUUAUUAACAUUUUGAAAAGUGAGUGAAAGAUAUGCGAACAUCAUGCUAAUUUAAUUCCUAUGGCAAUCCGUUUAAAUUAAUUCAUUAUUCUCUUUAAUAUGGUUCGUAUUAUACUGGGUGACACAGGAAAAAGGAAACACUUAAUGAUUUUUUUACUUUUCAAGAUAAACAAAUGAAAUUUGGUAUAGAAUGGUUAUAAUAAUAAUCAUGACAUAUGAAGACGUUUAUUACCGUUAUCACCAAUAGGAAAGUAUAUCAGCUGUUACAUUAUUCAAAAAUUCAUCCAAUGCGUAGGGAAGGCCGUGGUUAGUUGAAACAAUUUUCAGAAAUAAUUUUUUUGUAAAAAACUGAAAAUGGAGCAAAAAUAAUCAAAAUGCAUAAAGAAUUGUAAAACCCUCUUUAAUAGAACACGCCUCUCGUUUAUAAAAAAUAAUUUUGUUUUCUACAAAAUAACGAAAAAACUAAACACGCUGUUACAACUUGCCCGAAGUCGGGGUCAGUUGAAACUGGACUGGGGUUAUUUGCAACAGUAGGUUUUAUUAACCUAUAUUAUUUUCUAUAGAUAUUAAAAACUAAAAAAGGAACUGAUAGGAAUAUAUAAUACUUAAAAACAUACAAAAGGACAAGACUAAAUACGUUUCGCAGUUAGUCUGCAAUCUACAUGUCAUCAUCGGAGUCGCAAUUCUGACAUACGAAAAAUGGCGUUUUGUUAGUAUACUCCUCAUGGCCCCAAUAAUGGCACUGAGUGCACUGCACCCAUUUUUCUUUUGGGCGAGAAUUAAUAAAAGACUCGCCACAAUUUAGGCAAAAUGUUUCCUCUUCCUCCUCCUCUGAGCUGCAGGGUGCCUUCGAUUUUCGAGAAAGGCGGAAUUCUGUUGUAGUCUCUGAUUUCGAUAUGUUUCUCUUUACCUUUUUUUUAUUCUUUUUGAAUCUUUUGCUCAUGUAUAAGUUCAAGCUCUUGCUUAUUUGGUGUGUCGGUCCAAAUGGCGGAUUUGCCGCGUUUUCUACCUUUUCUUAUACCAGUGCGUCCUGCAGCCUGUGGAGUGGGUCGUAAAUCUUCUGGAGUAAACCGAUGCUUCCGAAUACUAGUAGAUGGACCAGGUUGUUCUAUAACUUGCGGUUGUACAACUUCUAACUCAUCGUUGUUUGGAGUCUUCGCAGGAGUCUUUUCAAGGGUAACAAGAAGUGAUGAUUUUCGUCAAAUUUUGAAUGCAUGUUACUAGUGUCCCUUUGUAUUCACGCUAUUAAUUUGACGCUAAAACAUUACUGUACAUUAACUGUAACUUUAAUAAUUAGAAAUUCGUAUUUUCAAAAUUAACACAGCAAACCUUGAAAACAUUAAGGGUAAUUUGUUAAAUAAAAUAACUAUUUACGGUAACACGCCUAAUUUCAUUUUAAAGUAAUACUUUCAUAAAAACUUUUCGAAAUGUUGUCCUUCCAUUUCAAUACAUAAAUUAAUUCUUCUUUGGAAGUUCCAACGAAUCCUAGAAAAUAUGACUUCUGUUUAAUUAUUUCACACUUAUCAAUAACUGGUUGUCUUAGUUCUUCACGGUUAUUUACAGGAACCUUGUAAACGAGAGAUUUUAUAGGUAACCCCAAAAGAAAAAAUCCAUAGCGUUUAGAUCUGGCGAUAUAUACAAUAAUAACUUAUCUUACUGCACUACUGUUGACAUGUCGUCCACUCAAUGCCAAAACCACGAAUGUGCAAUUUUUCAAUUUUUCGCCUAGGGUAAACUACCCAAUUGUUGGCACCUUAAGGAGAUAGCUACAAGUUUUUUUUCAUAAGAAAAAAAAUAUAUGAAAUAGAGACACUUUACACAAUUUUUGACAAAUAAAAAUCUCUAAAGAGUUAAACAAUAACAAAAAAAACUCGAAAUAUUUAUCAAAAAUUAGUUGAAACUGCAAAAAUUAUCAAAUUUAGCAAAUUUCCAAUAGUUGGCACUAAAAAAAUUCCAAUUGUUGGCACCCUAUUUCACCUGAAAUAAUAAAAGCGAAACAAAUUUUAAAAGAAACAUUUAUUGAGAAAUGUACCUAUUUAUGCCUUGUGUACCCUUAUACUGUACUAUUUAUACCCUAUGUGUUAAAAAUUUAGACUAACUAAAUUAACAGUCAUCCAGUUUAUAAAUUUAGCACAGAACAAAAUAAAAAAAAAAUAAAUAAAAAAUGAUUUUAAACUAAAAUAGGGCAAUAACAUGCAGUUAACUUAUGAAGUUUUAUUUUUAAAAUCACAACUUUUACAUACAAAGUUGUCAUGAUAUAUCUCGUGUUUCAUUAAACAUUUAUAAUGAUAAUUUCUGGUGCAAGUUGAACAUUUUACACCAAAAUUAAUGAUACUAAUAUUGUACGUACAUAUAAAGCAUAAUCCAUUUUUUGUUAUGGUAUUUUGACUCAAAAUGGACUCGUUCAAUUUUACAGUGCCUUCUUGUUCUUUACUUUCACUCUCAAAUAAAUUUCUGACAUGGGUUUCUUUCUUUUUUGCAACCUGUAUAUUAUUUAUUUGAGAGCUUGGACCCGCUUCUGAAAAAAUGUUUGAGUAAUUAGACAUAUUUAAUUUUUUUACACCUUUGUCCUUUUCUUUUGUUAUAUUAUUUUUUGCUUGUAGUUUUUUCACUCUUUUUUGCUUGUUUUCCUCAUUUUUUAAAUCAUUUUCUUUCUUUUUUUUCCUUUUCCAAUGCAUUUUCUUCUCUUUUUAAUUUAUUUUCUUCUUUUUUCUUUUCCUUUUCAAUUUUUAUUUCUUCCUUUUCUUGAAGACUUUUUUUAUAGUCAGAGGAAAUUAAAACAAAUGAUGUUCUUGUAGAUGUCCUCUUUCCGCUUCUUUCAGGUGUUUUAGGCUUUUCUAAGUAGUGUGCUAUAUUUAAUUCGUGCGGCACAGGAUCCACAUUAUCAUCACUUUUAUGUAUUUCAAGCACGGAGUCAUUUGCACUUUUUAUAGAGAUUGAGAUAUAAUCAAUUUUGGUUUCUUCUUUUCAGGUGUGUAAACAUCUUCGUUCGAGAUUUUAGAUUCUGUUUUUUUAGGACUUUUAAUUUUAAUAUUUUCCAAAUUUGUCGAUUGUCCAUCUUCAUCAUGAUCAUCAUAUUUGUCUUCUAAUAUUUCAUCACUUUCAGGAAAUUCAUCAUUAUUAUCCAUCCGAGCAAUUUCAAAAACUACAGGCAUGCUAAGUAUUUCUUCUUCAAGAUAUUGAACAUUUUCUUCAAUUUCUGCAACCCCUAUUUCAUAUUCAUUUAUUUCCUGCUCAACCUCUAUAAGACUAUUUUCUACUAUAGAGAUAUUUAAAGCGCUGGAUGGUUUAAGCUUGGAGUAAAUGUUUCUUAAAAUGUCAAAAUAUUUACAAUUUUUAUGAUUUUCGACAGCUUUUCCGGUUUCAAGCUCUUGAAGAAGAUCAGUAUUUAGCAUUUUGCAAAAUAAAUCAUAGUCGAUUUUUUUGUCGGUUUUAAUUUCCUCUAGAUGUUCAAUUUCCCUUUGUUUCUUACCGAGACAUUUAGAAUAAUCAAUACUCUCUGGAUUCCACGGAAACAAACCAGAACUUUUAAAACCGUUGACUAUAGCCUCGCCCUUUAAAUUUUUUAGUGCUUUAUCCAAUAUGGGAGCAAAGUGAUGUUUUCCUAAUUGGCAAUAUGGAUUUUCUCUUCCCCAGCUUAGUACUCCGUACUUCCAGAAUGUUUUUAGCGGCUUAAAACAAGAAACGUCUACCGGUUGCAUAAUUCUUGUUGAGUUGGGAUAUAAAGCCACUAAAAUUAUUUGCAACUGACUGCACACUUUACUAAGCUCAUAGGUAAGAUGUGUUGCAUGUCCAUCAACAAAUAAAAUAACUGGAAAUAAAAUUUGCUGUUUCACAAGGUUUUUAUGAAAUAUUUCUUUGAUAUAAUCAAUAAAAACUUCGGACUUCAUCCAGCCAUUUUCAGUGGAGGCAAUACCCCAGUGAUCUGGAACACUGUCUGAUAAAGUUUUUGAUAUUCUCUUAUUGGGAAAUAUUAUUAGAGGCGGAGUCACAUCCCCUGCAGCCGAAAAACUAAACAUUACUGUUAGAUUUUGCUUUGCCUGGCCCCUGUCAACUUCAUAAACAUUUUUCUCAGACUUUGCUGCUAGAACUUUUCCAAGUUUUGGGCAAAACAAAAAACAUGUCUCAUCACCAUUAUACACUCGUCGCGGAUCUUCCAAAAUGGAAAAGUAUCCUUUACUUUUUAGGUACGUUUCUAUAUCCCCAAACCAUUUUUUAAUAUCGUUUUCAGAAACGUUAGAUGAUGCACUUGUUACUGCUUCUGGUGUGCGAUGAGUUAAAAUAGGAUGUCGAUUUAAGAAUGACCUAUACCAGUGGUCACCUAAAAAUAAUAUGCAGGUUAUUAUAAAUUAUAAAAUCAACUAAAAUAAAUGUCUAAAGGAAUAAGAAAAAGGAUACCUGGCAUGUUAUUUUUAAAUGGAUUUGGACGUUUAUCAUCAUCUAAAAACUGUUUCACUGAUAUCUGUAAAUCAAUUUUCCGUCUUGGAAAGCCUUUUUUCUGACUUCUGACGAGAAUCCAAGCUACGAGCAGCUUUUCCUCAUUUUCAGUCAGGUAAGUAUUUGGACCAGGUCUAGCUUUGGAAAAUUUAGCUCCCAAUCGGAAUUGGAGAGUAGAUCUAGGGAUUUGGUACUUCUUGGCUACAGACUUUUUUGUUGUUGCGCCGUUUUUAAUUUCGCUCAAAGCUUUCUGAAUUAAUUCUUCACUAUAUUUUUUAAUAGCAUUUUUUUAUUUUUCUUUGUAAUUUUUCCCAUCUAGAAAUAAUACAAAUUUAGGUAGAUUAAUUUCACUUAAGGGAUUUUAUAAGGAGGAAAAAAUUUGAAAAGUUUACAGAAAAAAUGCAAAGUCGGAGUUACAGUAGAUAUAAAAAAGGUAGGAGUGUAAUAUUAAAGGUUAGACAUAAUUUGCCCGUUGAUUUAUAUUCUGGUGAUGCAUUAGAAAGAACGAAACACGUGUUAUUAUUAAUAUUGUACACCCUUAUAUUAAUAUUAAUUUUCCUUUCUUACAAACAUUAAUACAAUUUUUUUAGCCACCUCAAAUAACAUUUUAAAAUUAUAAAAGCAAGUAAAUUACUAAAUCAAAAUAGUGUGAUAAAAAGGAGGUGCCAAUCAUUAGAGUGCUAAUUAAAAUGCUAAAUCCAAUAGUUGGCAUGGGUGCCAAAGAAUUGGAAAAUCAUCAAUUAUCAUGCCCAAUAAUUGGCACCCUUAAAAAAGAGAAAAAAUUUUAGGUUAGAAUCGGUUAAACCAUUUUUAGCUUUAAUUUACGCUUUAUCCAACAAAUCAAAUAUCUACUACAGGCAAUUCUUCUGUCCAAAGUACCAAAAUAUUACAUAAUUGUCAAACAGAUUCUUACCUUGACGCUAAUUUUUGAUAGAAUUCACAUCACCUCACUACACUUUUACCGGCUAAAGCCAUAAACAAUAUUACACAACGUGAACAAUGAAGUCUGGUUAUUGGGCAGGGUUGCCGCUAUUUGUCUAUUUUCUUAGAAUUUAAAUUAAUUUGAAUUCGACUUUUUUAUUCAAAGAAAACUACUAAGGGUGCCAAUAUUUGGUCGAGUGCCAACAAUUGGGUGUUUUACCCUAUAUGCCAAAACAACGAAUGUGCUCUUAACACGUUCACUGCCACCACGGUCUAUAAGACCGAGAAAAAAGUGUUCCAACUAAAAAAAAUUGGUCUUAUAGACCGAGAUAGAAUGUUACGCACAGGCCAGCUCGGUCUAUAAGACCGGCUCUCAAGCGCCGCCGGUCUUUUCUCUUAUGGCAGUAGGCAUGAAAAUAGACCGAGCCGGCCUGUGGGAAAGGUUCGCACAUACCAGUUUUGAAUUUCCGUUUUUUUUUUGUCUAAUAAAUAAUAAUUUAAUAUUAACUUAUGUUUUCUUUUAUAUACAAUUUAUUUUAUUGGCAUAUUUCGUAAAAAAUGGCAUAAUGAAAUCACUUAAAUAAAUGUCAACAACAAUAUAUUUUGGAUAAAGAAGGAACAAGUUAAAAAGAUCAAAAUGGAAAAACAUCGAAACUGAAAAAAAUCAUAUUCUCUAGAAAUUCGAAAGCGUUAAAGACAAAUUGUACAACAGAUUAAAGACUGACUAAAUCCUGUGAACUACGCUAAAACAAACAUACAUUUGGUUCAUUAGGACAAGAUUGUCAAUAAGUUCUCACUUUUUUAGGUUUCUUGCGAGCUUCCAUCCACUUUCUGACUUUACCUUUUCGUAACAUUUGGUACAUGGUCGCCUCUUGUUAUACGGAAGAGUUCCAAUUUCAUGUCGUUUUCGGAUUCUUUGUGUGUCAGGUUCAACAUUAUUAUCAGGAAAGGAUUCACAUAACUUGUAGGUUGUCCGUUUGCGAAAGUCGUAAAACAAUUGGCAUAUUUUCUUUCGUCACCUGUUUCUAUAUUAUCCAAGAGUUUACUAAAGCAGUAUUCAAAAUUAUUUCAAACGCUAAUUUGCGUUACCACUUCAACGAUUUCCUUAGUGGCGAUUGAUAUGCUGUCAUUUGAUCAGACAAGUCUUGUGGACAAAUCGCGCUUGUCACGCCAUUUUAGAACAGAUAUGCCUGGUGCAUUUUCUCUAAUGACGUGUUCACCAAUCUUCAGUUUUUUUCAAUGACUUCCUUAGGUAAACCCUUACGGUUUUUUCUGAGUGUACCUAGAAGGUGUGUUUGCUUCUCUAAUAGUUUAGAAGCCAGCUCCACAUUAGUGUACCAGUUGUCGGUGACAACAGUUCGGCCGCAGUUUAAAAUUGGUUAACAUAGGUUCAUUACCACAUUUGUAGGUGUAGUUUUGGUUAGUUCCAAAUUUUUCCCUGCAUAUAUUUGCAUGCUGUAUGUAAAACCGCCAUUGCUACAUAACUUGAACAACUUGAUUCCGUAUCAGUGGCACUUGUUUUUUAUAUACUGCUUCAUUACAAGUCUUCCUCUAAAUGGAAUUAAAGAUUCAUCUAUACAAACAGUUUCUGAAGGGUUGUAUAAACUCUGAAUAUUUUUCUGUACCUUGUUCAAUACUGGUUGUACUUUAUGUAACCGAUCGUUAUUACUGUUAUCUUCAUUGUUUGAAAAAUGAACCAUACGGAGAAGAAGUUCAAAACGAUUACGGCUCAUGCAUUAUGUGGGCAUUGCAAUUUUGAACAUUUUUUCUUUGCUCCAGUAACAUGAAAUACUUGGCAUUUUCACAAUACCCAUGUAGGAAACAAGACCAAAGAAUCGUUUUAUUUCAAACUUAUCCGUUGGCGUCCAGUCAUGUAAUCGUGAUUGCCUGGAUGUAUCAUUUCUUGUACAUAUUGUUUGGGUCGCAUACAAAUUUGUUUCAUCCGCUACAUAUGCGAAAAAAUCGUCAUCGAUCAGUAAGAAAUAAAAGUCUUCUGGAUUUGAUUGAUGCAUCAAGGCAGCAAAUUCAGGAAUUACACCUUCAUUCUCAGCAAACCGGAUAAGAUUGGGCUGGUUCCCCAUUGGCAAUGUCCAUAUAUCAUCACCAAUCUUAUCUGGCAUGGAUACGUCGUGUUGUGUUAGGGAUUCGGCAUCCGAUUGGUAUCCCCCUCCAUCAAUUUCUAAUUAAGCGGAAGAUGUUGAUUGUAACGCUCCAGUCGUGUGUGUCGUGGAUUGAAAACUUGAUGCCUGAGCCCCAGUCUCUAGUUCUGAAAAUAUGAAAAAAAAAACAAUUUUACCUGAAUCAAAAUCCGAUUCUUCAGCAGACAAGUCAAUAUUUGUAGCUAUAGCCUCUAACCCAGCAUUAGUUAGUGAUCUCUGUCUUUUAUAAGACGUUAUUCUUCCGAAUAAAACAAAACACAAUAUAAACGAGUAAAUAUUACACAAAAACAUGCACAGUGAACGGAGCGGGCAUUGGGCAAACAAACUAAUCCACGAACAAUAAAAAAUACAAACAAGUCAGCGCAAGUCAAGACGGACCGUGGUAUCGGACCGAGCGUUCCAAAUCGAAGUCGAGAUUCGUUUUCGCCGACUCGGUCUAUUAUAGGACCGUGAGGGAAAACAACAACUUUUGAAGGCUGUAUGGGAUAUUUUUCAACAUUUUCGCUAGAAUUUCUUUAGCUAUGCAGUACUAUAUUUAAUGGCAACAUUGGCCUGUAGGACAAAAUUUCAAAAAAUCCAUAUCCGUUGGCCUGGGCAAAUCACCUCCUCACCUCCAGCUAACCUCACUUUAAUAUGUCAAAUGGGAACCCCCAUCGUGUGAUACAUCAUAGUAAGGAGCGUAAAAUUCUCUAUUCAACGGUACCAAAAAAAAUGAAAUCGGUAAAUGUGUAAGCAAAUAGUUAGCGAAAAUGUCUAGAAAUAAUGAAUAUUUUUUUUACGCCAAACUUUGGUAUGUCAAAUGGCUACCCCAUGGUGUGAUACAUUAUUUUAAAGGGCAUUCAUUAUGCUAUCAAUGGUUGUAAAAAAAAAUAAAAUUGAUUGACCAAGAAGCAAUUAAAGUGUAAAUCGGUAGGGUAGAAAAACAAAUUUUAUUAGUUUAACAAAUUUAUUUUAUUAAAUGUUCAAAAUGCGGGCCAUUAUUAGCAAGAUAAUAAAAAAGCCUAUUUUCAAACUCCUUACGAACAUUGGGAAGGGUCUGCCCGCUAAUAUCUCUGCAUUCUUGAAAUAUUCUAUUUUUUAAAUUUUCAAUACUCUCAGGUGGGGUUUUAUAAACUUUGCUUUUUACGUAGCCCCAACGAAAAAAGUCUAUUGGGGUUAGGUCCGGAGACCGCGCAGGCCAUUCGAUUGCACCACGUCUGCCAAUCCACUUUUCUCGAAAAUUUUCAUAAGACUGUUAUUUCAUAACAGUCUAUACUUUUUUUUAUUGUUAUUUUUAUAAGACUGCAAAGAUUUUUGCAAAAAAUUUGAAGACACUCUUUUUUCUCGCAAAUAACGGUACACAUUCUUUACUUAAAAAAAUAAAUAAUUUGCUUAAACUAAAUGUACUGUUUGUUACCACACAUUUUAACUUCUAAAUUGCUUGUAUUUUUUUUUUUUGAUGAUCUAUUAUAAAAAAUGUAAGAAUUUUAAAAUGAUGCAGGUACCACACUAAAAGUAUUCAUUUAAAAUACCAAAGUGUGGCGUAAAUAAAAUAUUCAUUAUUUCUAGACGUUUUCGCUAACUAUUUGCUUACACAUUUACCGAUUUCAUUUUUUUUGGUACUGUUGAAUAGAGAAUUUUACGCUGCUUACUAUAAUGUAUCACACGAUGGGGGUUCCCAUUUGACAUAUUAAAGUGAGGUUAGCUGGAGGUGAGGAGGUGAUUGACAGAACUUCGGUAAAUGCAUAAUUAAACGUCCCCCUGUAUAUCUAAUUUGAUGUGUUUUUUUUUUUUUUUUAAGAAAGUUAUUACGGGUGGAUCGUUUUGAAAUGAAAGCACUGUAUAUCAGCACUCUAAAAAAAGGGUGUAUUUUAGUGCUCAUCCCAAUAUUAAAUAGGCUUUUCUCAAUUUGCACAUUCGCGGUUUUGGCAUUGGACGAUGUGUUAGUGGCCUCUGGAGGGUGCUAUUGAAUGCUUAAAUUGUGACCUCAUAAUUUGAUCGCCAGAAUCAAAUGUCUCAAAGGCGCUUAAAAAAAAUGUUUUACAGCAUCUUACUCGCUAAAAUACGGCCUUAUUUUCCGGUUUCCGUCAACUUAAUUUUUUUUACUUUUUCGUCAAAUACCACUGCCAAUAUACUUAGGUGCUUUUUAAAUUAUCGAGAUUUUAUAUAUAUUUUUUUGCUUCUUUAUGUUAUAGAGGUGGGCAACGAUACCGCGAUGAAACGACACGCGUAAAUGAAAAAAAAAUCAAUUGUUGAGGUUGCCAUGGUAAAAAGUUGGAACAGUUUUUUUUUACUGGGUAACAUGUGGGAUCUUUAUAAGUAUUAAAUGCACAACAAAGCAAAUACUCAAAAUUCACAUUAUCACAAAAAGUCUUAAUUAAAAUUACGGAUUCAUGUUUCUCUCAGGGGAUUUUUUUUACAAGAGCACCUACACAAAUACAAGUUCUUUGUUAAAGGAAGAACUAUUAGUAUAUUUUAUGCGUCACUUUAUUUGAGGUAGAAGUUUUUUAAUAGUUGGGUUGUGUGUGUCGAAAAAAUAUUUCCGAGCGAAACAUGUGAUUUUAAUUAAAGGUUUUGGAUGUAGAGCAUUUUUUUAGUGCUUGUGAUUUGUUUUAAAAAGUAUGUUUCUCAGUCGAAUUUUUUUUUUAAAUGACCAUGGUUUAUCUUGACAAAUAUAAUUUAUUUUUCAUUAUUGGCUUAGCCACUAUGCCGUCCCGAUAUCUUUCCCUCGUCCUGUAUAUUCGCUGUUAGUUCGUUAAUGAUUAUUUUGUGAUAUAAUUAUUUGCAAUGUUUAAUAUUAUUAUUACUAAUAAUACUUGUAUUUAAAUGUAAUCUGGUGAGGUGUUACAUUUGAUAGGUAUUUAACUGGACUGAAAGCAGUUAUAAAAGUGGAUUAGUCUUAAGAAAGUUCUGCACCUUGAAUGUAACACGUCAUAUUAAAUGUAUUAUUUAAAAGCAUUUAUUAGAAUAUUUAUUGACUAUAAUAGAGAGUUAAAAUAAUGCUAAGAACAGGGUAUUUUUGUUUUUGCAACGUGUCAAGACAACUUUUAAAAUAAACCAAAAAUGCAAUAUUGUUAAGGCCUUGUUAUAUUUUUAUUUAGUGCUUAAACUUUUAAUAACAGAGUGAUUUAGCAUGUAGUUUUAAAAUUUUAGAUACUUUUUCUUUUAAAUAUUCCAAAAUAUAUAAUAUGCUGUUUGGUG
This is a messenger RNA of Anthonomus grandis grandis, 13376 nucleotides long. RefSeq names its product segment polarity protein dishevelled homolog DVL-3 (gene dsh). The transcript has 13 exons. The coding region runs from base 271 to 2073 and encodes 600 amino acids. Gene Ontology annotation, cellular component: cytosol. The record is from RefSeq and is a predicted model, not a curated record. Gene Ontology annotation, molecular function: frizzled binding. Lineage: Eukaryota; Metazoa; Arthropoda; Insecta; Coleoptera; Curculionidae. Gene Ontology annotation, biological process: canonical Wnt signaling pathway; intracellular signal transduction.